Paralichthys olivaceus (Japanese flounder) is the source of this 1206-nucleotide messenger RNA. RefSeq names its product cornifelin homolog B-like. The record is from RefSeq and is a predicted model, not a curated record. Lineage: Eukaryota; Metazoa; Chordata; Actinopteri; Pleuronectiformes; Paralichthyidae.
CACUGACAAAUGACAGCUUCUCAUUGCAGACAACAGCUGUGACGGGACCAACGACUCCGAGCUUCACAAACACUCACAGGUAAUACUAAGUACUCAGGAUGUCCAAGUUGGUCAUCAAGCAGCCGCAGCCUGUGAUGGACUCCCAAGAGUCGGACGAGUGGGGAUCGGGUAUAUGUGACUGCUGCCAGGACAUACCUCAGUGCUGUUUUGCUUUCUGGUGCUGUCCCUGCUUCGCCUGCCUCACCACCAAGAGCUACGGACAAUGUCUCUGUCUCCCCCUGCUGGACGUCUUUGGCUUCAUCCCGCCCAUCACCAUGUCCAUGAGGGUUUCCAUGCGGCAGCGAUACGGCAUCAAAGGAACCAUGUGCAUGGACUGCGUGUACGCGACCUUCUGCGUCAGCUGCUCCUGGUGUCAGAUGUCCAGAGAGAUGAAGAGGAGGAAAAUCCAGGUCGUUCUGGUCGGAGCCAAAAACACAUAACACACUCACACUCUUUGAAAAGGACGAGUGAUUUAAAGUCCAGACUGAAAAAGUCCUGCAGUGAAAGUUUGCCUGAAAUAAUAAAGUUAUUUAAGUUAUUGUAAAAAAACCCUCUCACAGUGAUGAAGUGAAUGACAACAAGUAGCUUUUUAACUGAUUCAUGAUCAGAGUCUUUCUACUGAGACUAAAACUGAUUACUUAUCAUUUUGAUUUACUUUAACCUUCAGAGAGAAAUGACGCAGUUUGAGUCAUAACACCAAGAGUCUUUUAUAUAUGUUUUGUGUUUGUGCUUUAUUUAAAAGAUAGAUUUAUAUUUUUUCAGAUAAAUUCACACGUUCAUACUCAUGCGUUGAAAUAUUAAGCCAGAAGAUCAAUUUCAAAACUUACACCAGAAAUAAUGAUACAAACAGAGAAUUUAGUAUGAAAUAUACUCUAAUUUUGGAAAAUACCAACAUGAAUUUCAAUUCAUAAUCAUUUUUAUCCCAUAUCUGUAAAAUUCGGGAAAAAUCCUUUUUGUCACCAGUGGACGAUUCCACCAACAAGUAAUUAACAAAUUACAUAUUGAUUAUUAAUUUACAUAUUAAUUAAAGACCUGGAAAUGAAUCUCUUCUCCACCCUUUGGUUUUUCUUGCUUCUAUAAUCAAACCUGUUGCUUUAAUUCAUGAUCAGACAAACCUGAAGAAGCUGUUAUAUUAGUUAUUGAUGUAUUGCCAAUAAAAUGAAUUAA